UUCCGUGCUCUGGAUCCUCCCCUCGGCUCCUCCUCUCUCAAAUCCCGCCCCUUUUUCUUUAACUUUCCGAUCUUUUCCCGGCUCUUUCUUCCUAAAAAUCCAAGAAAUUUUGGAAUUGUCAUUCCCAGCCCGAUCCAGGAUGGCAGGAAAAUGCGGCGCCUGCGGGCCGGGCUACGCCAGCCCCAUGGAGGCCAUGAAAGGGCCGAGGGAGCAGCUGCUGUACCUGCCCUGCAUCUACCGCAACACCGGGAGCGGCAUUCCCGACUUCCUGGCCACCGUGGACGUGGAUCCCAAAUCCCCCCAGUACUGCCAGGUGGUGCACCGGCUGCCGAUGCCGCACGUGGGCGACGAGCUGCACCACUCGGGCUGGAACGCCUGCAGCAGCUGCCACGGGGACCCCCAGAAAUCCCGGGAUUUCCUCAUCCUGCCCAGCCUGGUCUCCUCCAGGAUCUACAUUGUGGACGUGGCCACCGACCCCAGGGCUCCCAGGCUGCACAAGGUGGUGGAAGCUGAACAAUUGGCUCUCAAAGCCAAUGCUGCCUUCCCACACACCUCACACUGCCUGGGCUCAGGGGAGAUCCUCAUCAGCUGCCUGGGGGACCCUCAGGGCAAUGGCAAAGGCACUUUUAUCCUGCUGGAUGGAGAAACCUUUGAGGUGAAAGGAAAUUGGGAAAAAGGAGGAAAAAUCCCUGAGCUGGGCUACGACUUCUGGUACCAACCACGGCACAACGUCCUGCUGAGCACCGAGUGGGGCGUGCCCAGAGCUCUGCAGCAAGGAUUCAACCCUCAGGAUGUGCAGAAAGGGCUCUACGGGCGCCGCAUCAACGUGUGGGACUGGGGCGAGCGGCGGCUGCUGCAGCAGCUGGAUUUGGGACCAGGCUCUGUCCCACUGGAAAUUCGCUUCCUGCACCAGCCCAGUGCUGCCCAGGGCUUCGUGGGCUGUGCCCUGAGUGGGGAAGUCUGGAGGUUCUACAAAAAUCCUGAAGGAAAAUGGGAAGCAGAGAAAGUGAUUGAGGUGCCCAGCAAGAAAGUCCAGGGAUGGCUCCUCCCAGAAAUGCCAGCUUUGAUCACAGAUAUCCUGAUUUCCCUGGAUGACAAAUUCCUUUAUUUCAGCAACUGGAUCCACGGCGACGUUCGCCAGUACGACAUCAGCGACCCCAAAAACCCCAAACUCGUGGGCCAGGUUUUUUUGGGAGGCAGCAUCUGCAAAGGGGGAGCUGUGACCGUGCUGGAAGAUCGGGAAUUGCGGGAGCAGCCGGAGCCCUGCGUGAUCCAGGGGAAGAGGAUCCCAGGAGGGCCCCAGAUGCUGCAGCUCAGCCUGGACGGGCGCCGUCUCUACGUGACCACGUCUCUGUUCAGCGCCUGGGACCGGCAGUUCUACCCCGAGAUGAUCAAGGAGGGCUCAGUGCUGCUGCAGCUGGAUGUGAACUCAGAGCAGGGGGGGCUGAGCCUGAACCCCAAAUUCCUGCUGGAUUUUGGGAAGGAGCCAGGGGGACCCUGCCUGGCCCACGAGGUUCGGUACCCGGGGGGGGACUGCACCUCUGACAUCUGGAUCUGAGAAUUCCUGGGAAUUUUCUGAAAAUUUUCUGGGAAUUCUGAAAUUUGGGAAUGUGGAAAUUCACCUCUGACAUCUGGAUCUGAGAAUUCUAGGGAAAAUUUGGGAAUUUUCUGGGAAUUCUGAAAUUUGGGAAUGUGGAAAUUCACCUCUGACAUCUGGAUCUAAGAAUUCCAGGGAAAAUUUGGGAAUUUUCUGGGAAUUCUUUGAGAAUUUGGGGCUUUGGGAAUGGGGAAAUGCACCUUCAACAUCUGUCUGUGAUUGCAGGAAUUUGGGAAAUGUCUGAAAAUUUUCUGGGAAUUCUGAAAUUUGGGAAUGUGGUAAUUCACCUCUGACAUCUGGAUCUGAGAAUUCUAGGGAAAACCUGGGAAUUUUCUGGGAAUUCUGUGGGAAUUUGGGGAUUUGGGAAUGGGGAAAUGCACCUUGAACAUCUCUCUGUGAUUCCAGGAAUUUGGGAAUUUUCUGGGAAUUUUCUGGGAAUUUCUGGGAAUUUUCUGGGAAUUCUGAAAUUUGGGAAUGUGGAAAUUCACCUCUGACAUCUGGAUCUGAGAAUUCUAGGGAAAAUUUGGGAAUUUUCUUGAGAAUCUUUGGGAAUUAGGGGCUUUGGGACUGCACCUCAGAUAUCUGGCUGUGAUCCUGGAAAUUCUCUCUGAUUGAUUUUGGAAAAAUAUGAAUAAAAAAUAAAAUAUGAAAUACAUAAAUAAAAUGAAAAAUGAGAAAAAAA
Oenanthe melanoleuca is the source of this 2279-nucleotide messenger RNA. RefSeq names its product methanethiol oxidase-like. Gene Ontology annotation, molecular function: selenium binding. The transcript has 12 exons. Lineage: Eukaryota; Metazoa; Chordata; Aves; Passeriformes; Muscicapidae. The record is from RefSeq and is a predicted model, not a curated record. Bases 140 to 1558 code for a protein of 472 amino acids.